UUUUCGGAAAUCACUUUUGUAGGCAUGUUGUUUUACUGAUCUAAAUUGAAAGUAGCGUUGCAUUAACCGAAAAUAAGGUAUAUAUAGCAAGCAAGAUCGAAAGGAUUCCAUAUUUGUUCUUCAGUUUACAAUAGACUUUGAGAUGCAGAUUUUUGUGAAGACAUUGACUGGUAAAACGAUCACUUUGGAAGUCGAACCGAGUGACACUAUUGAGAAUGUGAAGGCUAAGAUCCAAGAUAAAGAAGGAAUUCCACCCGAUCAACAGCGUCUGAUCUUUGCUGGGAAGCAGCUGGAAGACGGUCGUACAUUGUCUGAUUACAAUAUCCAGAAAGAGUCCACCCUUCACUUGGUGUUGCGUCUUCGUGGUGGUAUGCAGAUUUUUGUGAAGACAUUGACUGGUAAAACGAUCACUUUGGAAGUCGAACCGAGUGACACUAUUGAGAAUGUGAAGGCUAAGAUCCAAGAUAAAGAAGGAAUUCCACCCGAUCAACAGCGUCUGAUCUUUGCUGGGAAGCAGCUGGAAGACGGUCGUACAUUGUCUGAUUACAAUAUCCAGAAAGAGUCCACCCUUCACUUGGUGUUGCGUCUUCGUGGUGGUAUGCAGAUUUUUGUGAAGACAUUGACUGGUAAAACGAUCACUUUGGAAGUCGAACCGAGUGACACUAUUGAGAAUGUGAAGGCUAAGAUCCAAGAUAAAGAAGGAAUUCCACCCGAUCAACAGCGUCUGAUCUUUGCUGGGAAGCAGCUGGAAGACGGUCGUACAUUGUCUGAUUACAAUAUCCAGAAAGAGUCCACCCUUCACUUGGUGUUGCGUCUUCGUGGUGGUAUGCAGAUUUUUGUGAAGACAUUGACUGGUAAAACGAUCACUUUGGAAGUCGAACCGAGUGACACUAUUGAGAAUGUGAAGGCUAAGAUCCAAGAUAAAGAAGGAAUUCCACCCGAUCAACAGCGUCUGAUCUUUGCUGGGAAGCAGCUGGAAGACGGUCGUACAUUGUCUGAUUACAAUAUCCAGAAAGAGUCCACCCUUCACUUGGUGUUGCGUCUUCGUGGUGGUAUGCAGAUUUUUGUGAAGACAUUGACUGGUAAAACGAUCACUUUGGAAGUCGAACCGAGUGACACUAUUGAGAAUGUGAAGGCUAAGAUCCAAGAUAAAGAAGGAAUUCCACCCGAUCAACAGCGUCUGAUCUUUGCUGGGAAGCAGCUGGAAGACGGUCGUACAUUGUCUGAUUACAAUAUCCAGAAAGAGUCCACCCUUCACUUGGUGUUGCGUCUUCGUGGUGGUAUGCAGAUUUUUGUGAAGACAUUGACUGGUAAAACGAUCACUUUGGAAGUCGAACCGAGUGACACUAUUGAGAAUGUGAAGGCUAAGAUCCAAGAUAAAGAAGGAAUUCCACCCGAUCAACAGCGUCUGAUCUUUGCUGGGAAGCAGCUGGAAGACGGUCGUACAUUGUCUGAUUACAAUAUCCAGAAAGAGUCCACCCUUCACUUGGUGUUGCGUCUUCGUGGUGGUAUGCAGAUUUUUGUGAAGACAUUGACUGGUAAAACGAUCACUUUGGAAGUCGAACCGAGUGACACUAUUGAGAAUGUGAAGGCUAAGAUCCAAGAUAAAGAAGGAAUUCCACCCGAUCAACAGCGUCUGAUCUUUGCUGGGAAGCAGCUGGAAGACGGUCGUACAUUGUCUGAUUACAAUAUCCAGAAAGAGUCCACUCUUCACUUGGUGUUACGUCUUCGUGGAGGUUAAUUUUAUUUCAGUUCAUUUACCUUAAUAAACUUUUAAUUUAACUUAGUUCUCU
This is a messenger RNA of Schistosoma margrebowiei, 1793 nucleotides long. The record is from the annotation of a GenBank genome assembly. NCBI's taxonomy places the organism in Eukaryota, Metazoa, Platyhelminthes, Trematoda, Strigeidida, Schistosomatidae.